AACUAAUCAUCAGUUUGUGUCUCACUUUCCUAUUCAUUGAUUAUUACAUUAUAUUUGUGAAUACAUUAUGAAAGAGUGUUUUAAAUGCCGUUUAAAUUGAUUUGACAUAUAAUUAGCUCAUUGUUUGACGAUAUGUUUGACUCAAUGUUGGCUUGAAUUGAGUGGAUGUUCAGACACAGUGGACACCAAUCGGCCACAAAAUGACACAAAUAUUUCUCAUGUUAUUAUCCAUUAUAAUGUCAUUUAUUUUCGUCAUUAUCUUCGUAUUCAUCGGAUGGUAUUUAGUAUGGAAGGUCUUCUUAAGCCGAUUCCGGUUCGUGAGGGAGUUAUUGAUGAUUAACAACAACAAUAGCCAUCAAAGCGAUGACAACAACAGAUCCAACACAAGUAGUAAUCAAUUGCGACAAAAGAAGUCGAGGCAACGGAUCACUACCACAACCGCCACUAAUAGCUAAUCAUUAUAUCGUUUUUAAUUGCAUUUUUGUAUUAAACAAAUUGUUUUUUAACGUAAUUUAAAGACAGAUUUUUUAUUUUAAUUACUGAAAACUAUUUUUCAAUUCAAAGACCACUUAUUUUAUGUCCGAAAC
Messenger RNA from Oppiella nova, 587 nucleotides. Lineage: Eukaryota; Metazoa; Arthropoda; Arachnida; Sarcoptiformes; Oppiidae. The record is from the annotation of a GenBank genome assembly.